Molecule: messenger RNA, 3842 nt
Organism: Coregonus sp. 'balchen'
Lineage: Eukaryota; Metazoa; Chordata; Actinopteri; Salmoniformes; Salmonidae
Source: the annotation of a GenBank genome assembly
UUAACUAGGGACUCUCCUCAGUAUGUCCUGAGAAGAUAUCAUUAUUCAGAAGGUAGCAAUAGUGAUGAGUUCAAGAAGAGGUUUGAUUCCAGGCUGAAUUUCACAUCUAGCUCUGUAGAGUGUUUGUCACAGGAUUCUCAAUGUUUGACAAAGCACAAAAAGAGGAGGAGACAAGGAUUUCAUCGUGUCAUCAUGGCCUAGCUAUAUCAGAGCGGUUUUACUCUUCUCCCAUUGAUCUCACAGUAGCAGACAUGGGACCCUGGCUGAGAAAUGUAUUAAUUCUUGCUGCAUGUUGUUAUGGUAAGAUAUUAUUUUCCUAAUUCAUUUACUGCCUUUGUUCCAAUCACUUUCUUUUUUCAAAUAUAUUUCUCAGUAUAAUACUACCAGUAUUAAAUUCCUACGUUUUUAUUCCCUCUAUCAUGUUGCUUGAUUAUUUUCUCCCUAAUACAAAUCGUGUAUUACAUUAUUUUCCAGAAUGCAGAGGAGAAGACUCAGUCAUUCAGUCAGCAGGAGAUGUGACCACUACUGAAGGAGAACAGGUCAUACUUGGCUGUACAUUUUAUGCAGUUGAUACUUCAAAUCUCUACCUGUUCUGGUACAAGCAUGAAUUAAAUGGCUUCCCAAAGUUCAUGCUGGGUCGUUUUCCAUUUGGAGGUAAAAAUGCCACUGAGUUCAAGGAGAGAUUUGAUGCCCAUCUAGAUAAAGACUCCAAAUCAGUCCCCUUGACGAUCCAGAGGGUGCAGCUGUCUGACUCUGCUGUGUACUACUGUGCUCUGAAGCCCACUGUGACAACAGGAUAUACAGCCCCCUUACAAAAACUAUUUGAUAGUGUAAUAUAAGACUCUUAAAGAGCCUAGUGUAAGCUCCUCCUCAAAACUUCCUAUAAGACAGAGUGAAAGCAUUCAAAGACACAUACAAGUGUGUUUGCUCUCUCCUCACCUACCCAUCUCACAGUAGACAUGGAAUCUUGGCUGAAGAAUAUUCUGAUUCUUUCUGCAUUUUGUUGGGGUAUGUUAACUAUUAUUUUAUUUGCUUACUGCCAUUGCUUUAAUUAUCCCUUUAUGUUGUCAUGAAAAAUAGAGAAAGUUGCUCACUCUAUAUGCUCCAAAUUAUUUAAUUGGUAUAAAUCUUCAAAAACACCCUUUCUAUUUUAAACGUCUUUCUCCAGAAUGCAGAGGAGACAGUGUGUCACAGCCAAAACAAGAUGAGACUGCUAUCGAAGGAGGACAAAUAACACUUGCGUGUCAUUAUGAAACAGACGAUCCAAGUCCAUAUCUAUUCUGGUACAAACAGGCAACAAACGACUACCCCAAGUAUAUGCUUAUGCGGUUCAAUUUUGGAACUGGGGACAAUGCUACUGACUUCAAGGAGAGAUUUCAUGCCGAUCUAGAUGCCAACUCCAAAUCAGUUCCCUUGACUAUCCAGAGGGUGCAGCUGUCUGACUCUGCUGUGUACUACUGUGCUCUGAGGCCCACUGUGACAACAGGAUAUACAGCCCCCUUACAAAAACAUACUGAGCUACACAAUGACAAUACACCUGUCUGGACAGUAUACCACACCACUUUGAAAUUGACACUGUAACCUUCUCACUACCUCCCUGAUAAUACCAAGACUAGUGGUAGCAGAUGUUGAUAAUCACAGUGAUGAUGAUGAUGAUGAUGAUGAUGAUUAUACAGUAAGUCAUUUUUUAUGCCAAUAAAGCUACCUCUUCCAAUGCAGAUCUAAAUGUCAGCCUAGUCUCAUAGACUAGACGUAACAUAGUAAAUAUACAUCCGGGACACUCAAAUUAGCAUGAAAUGUUAUGUUUGGUAUGGUUACAUAAGACAGAAACUUAAGGCAAAUCCUUAACCGUUUUAGCUAACUCUUCCCCUAAUCCUAACAUGAACCCUUUAACCUAACUCCUAACCCUAACCCCUAGCCUAGCUAACAUUAGCCAACUAACUAACAAUAGUGUUAGCCACCUAGUCACCUAGCUAACAUCAGCCACAACAUAUUGGAAUUCGUAACAUAUCAUAUGAUUUGAAAAUCAUAACAUAUUGUAUGUUUUGCAAAUUUGUAACAUAUUGUACGUUUUGCAAAUUCGUAGCAUAUUAAUCGAAUUGUAAUUCGUAACAUAUCAUUCAAAAUGGAUGAUGGACAUCUACAAAUGACUACAUACCAUACGAAAUGUAACAUAUCAUACUAAAACGAGUGUCUCGGAUUUACUUACAGGAUAAUACAAAAUGCUCUGAGACCAGUUUGUAAAUGUAAAUGUAAGAGACAAUAAAAUGCCAUUACAAUAUCUCAUGGAUUAGAAAAUAGACCAUUGUUUUAUUUUUUGAAUUGGCCUAGUAGUCUUACUUAGAUGAAUGUAGAAAAAGCAAUACUCAGUUUUGUGUACAUAGUAAUGGAAAAGCCAGCAUCAACCACAAGGGGGACAUAGUACCAAGUGAGUGUUGCUUUCUACUCUGAAAUGACUUGUCUAUUUGAACAUCCCCUCUGUUCUGUGCUGCAUGGUCUAGGCCUGUGCUGCCACAAAGACAGGAAACAAGAGAACACACCAGUUUCUAUAUUGUAACAUCAGUUUGUCUUGGUCUUUGUAUCCUAUGAUAAGUAUGGGACAUUGGCUGUGUACCUUUGUUGUUCUUGCUGCACUUCUCUUUGGUAGGAUACGGCUCUCAUUAUCUUUUUCUCAAUACCCUAUUGUUACUGGAAUCCUGACAUGUUGUGACCAUGGGACUUUAAGGUUCUAUCUGUGCAAAGCAAAGUAAUUGAGCAUCAAAGUUUUCACAUCCGAGAUCUCAGAACUGUUUUGUAGUGAAUUCUUCUUUCAUAACCCAUUAACGUUAUCACCUUAAAGCAGUGGAGGCUGCUGAAGGGAGGAGGCUCAUAGUAAUGGCUGGAAUGGAGUCAAUGGAAUGGUAUCAACCACAUGGAAACCCUGUUUGAUACCAUUCCAUUGACUCCAUUCCAGCAAUUAUUAUGAGCUGUCCUCCCCUCAGCAGCCUCCACUGCCUUAAAGAUACCUAAAGUGCAGAGUAUCAAAAUCCUGAGACAUUUGUAAGUCAGAUGUCUUUAGGGUGGUGCAAUUGCAGAUAGAUCCUCAUGGCUCUAAAAUGUCAAUCUUGGUUCUAUCUGAAUUAGAUAUGUUCAGUUUUUACGAAAACUGUAGCUAUUUCACUAAGAUAGAGUAGGAACACAUUAUCAAAUACAUUAAGAAACGUAUUAUGAUCAUCAGACAAAUUACAAUCAUCACUGGACAACGAUGUGACAACAUCAUUUACUUUAAUAUUUCUGACAGUGUUGUUCUUUUCCUUGCAUGCCAUUAUUGCUGGCUAGAUCAGCUUCGACCAUACUUAGAGAGAUGGUAAAGACGUGUUCUGAUUGAUCCAUCUGUAUUUGUUCAGGCUUAUGGUUGGAUUGCAGAUAGAGCAUUAUAGCGCCAAGUUCAAAGGGGUUUAUGUAGAUAGAACUUUCCAGUUUAUUUAAAUUUUUCCCUUAAAAUGAACUUUUAAAAAAUCUAACUACACAGACCAUGAAGAACCAUCUAAAGAUCAAUUAGAUGUGAUGUGACCUACACAUUUUUCACAAAAAUGUCAGAUAGAACCAUAAAGUCUCAAGGCAUUCUUAGUUUCCAGGGUGCAGAAGAGCAGACAAUGUUACUCAGUUGAAGAGAGGAGUGACUGCUUAUUAAGGAGAAGAUGUGUAUCUCAGCUGUGAAUAUUACACCAGUUUAUCAUCUCCAUCUCUCUUCUGUUACAUUAAAUCCCCAAACGAUUACCCUGAAUAUGUGUUGCGGACAGAUGUCAUUGGACCAGGGGAUAUUGAUGAUAGAUUCAAAUGGAGAUUUGAUGCCCAUCUAA